Saprolegnia diclina VS20 is the source of this 590-nucleotide messenger RNA. RefSeq lists its product as hypothetical. Lineage: Eukaryota; Oomycota; Saprolegniomycetes; Saprolegniales; Saprolegniaceae. Gene Ontology annotation, molecular function: cellulose binding. The transcript has a single exon. Bases 9 to 473 code for a protein of 154 amino acids. The record is from RefSeq and is a predicted model, not a curated record. Gene Ontology annotation, biological process: carbohydrate metabolic process. Gene Ontology annotation, cellular component: extracellular region.
CUUGCAGCAUGCAGCCGACGUCGCUUCUUCUGCUUGCGCUAUCGAGCGUCGCUGCUGCCUCGUGCGGCGUCAACUACGGCACCUGCAGCGCCGAGAGUCGCUGCUGCGAGUCGGCGCUCUUCGAAUGCGUGCCCCGGGGUAGCCAGCACGACAAGUUUGUCUGCGAACCUACGUGGGGCUCGACCAUGCACGCGCAAGCUGACCACGUCGGUCUCUGGGCGCAAUGCGGCGGCAAGGACUUUACUGGUUCGCGUAAGUGCCCGCCCGGUUCGGCGUGCGUGACGGUCAACGAACACUACGCCCAGUGCCAGGCGACGGCCACCGACGCGAAGCACCUUCCUACGUACGCGCAGUGCGGCGGUCGCAACAACGACUUUGACGCGCAAGGUAAAGUCUGCCGCGACGAAGACACGUGCUUUCGCUUCAACGCUCACUUUUGGCAGUGCCUCCCGCGCAACCUUGCCUUCUUCUAGUAAUCUGUGUUUGCAUCCGUCUCUCUUCUGCGUUGUCCAUCAAACACUGUUUCGAAUACAGUGUAUUACACAGCACAUAUUCCACAGUAUUUAUACAGAAUACAGGAUAAUUUCAAG